AUGGAAAAACAGUCAAUUGAAGUAGAAAGUGCUCCAGAAAUUCCGGGUGAAGGCAAGCCGAGGCGUAACGCUCUUUGUCCUGAUAAAUUACUUGUUUCUCCACCCGACGCAACUACUUUAUAUGAAAAUUUUUUACAUGGAAUUAGGGAAUCUGGUGGUGGUAAUUUCUUAGGACGUCGACCUAUCGUUAAUGGUGUUGCUCAACCUUAUGUUUGGCAAACUUAUUCGGAAGUUCAAAAACGCGUUGCAAAUUUUGGUUCAGGUUUAUGUAAACUUGGCUUGAAAUCUAAAAAUAUUCUUGGAUUCUUUUCUAUUAAUACUCCUGAAUAUGUUAUCGCUGAACUUGCUUGCAACAAAUAUAAUUUUGUGCCAGUACCACUUUAUGAUACUUUGGGUGCUGAAUCACUUGAAUAUAUUAUCAAUCAAACCGGAAUGGAAUUUGUGUUUACUACUGCUAAUAAAGGUCGAACUCUUUUAGAUAUGAAAGAAACUCUACCAACUCUUAAAUAUCUUAUCAUCUCAGAUGAUACUGAUCAGGAUUUUAUAGAUUGCGCAAAUGAAUUAAAAGUUCAAGUUUUCAAAUUCGAUGUUGUAGAGAGUGAUGGCGCAACUCACAAAGCUGAGGCAAUCAAUCCUAAACCUGAAGAUAUUGCUAUCAUUUGCUAUACUAGUGGUACUACUGGAAAGCCUAAAGGUGUAAUUUUGACUCACAAGAAUAUCAUGUCUUUAGUUUGUAGUUUAAUAUUCCUUGCAAGUAAGGGAAAGAUGACAAAAAUUACUAAGAAUGAUGUACAUAUUUCGUAUUUACCACUGGCUCAUGUAUUCGAAAUAGCAAAUGAAGCUACAUUUAUUUACGCUGGUGCUGCAAUCGGGUUUUAUCAAGGUGAUACUUUGAAAUUAUUGGAUGAUAUUGCUGAAUUGAAGCCAACCAUAUUUAUUUCUGUACCAAGAUUACUUAAUAGGGUAUAUGAUAAAGUGUUUGCUUCAGUUAAAGGAAAAGGUGGUAUAGCUCAAUGGAUGUUUACAACUGCAUACAAUGCCAAGAAAGCCGGUUUAUUAAAAGGUCAGGUUGACCAUUGGUUGUGGGAUAAAUUAGUUUUUGCUAAUAUACGAGAAAGACUCGGUGGUAGAGUUAAAGCAAUUUUAUCUGGUUCUGCUCCAAUUUCUUCUGAUGUGAUGGAUUUUUUGAGGAUUUGUUUUUCAGCUGAUGUUUAUGAAGGAUAUGGUCAGACCGAAAAUGCUGCUUGUUUAACAAUUUCACUGUGUGGUGAUGUGCAAUCAGGCCAUAUCGGACCACCACAAAUAUGUUGUGAAGUUAAGUUGGUAGAUGUACCUGAUAUGAAUUAUUCAUCAAAAGAUAAACCGUAUCCACGAGGUGAAAUAUGUGUUAGAGGCCAUCCUGUAUUUAAAGAAUAUUACAAAGAACCAGAAAAAACGAAGGAAACGAUCGAUAAGGAUGGUUGGUGUCAUACUGGUGAUAUUGGAAUGUGGGAUGAAUUAGGUAGACUUAAAAUUAUUGAUCGAGUUAAAAAUAUUUUCAAACUGGCUCAGGUUGCUCAAGCAUUUGUGUAUGGUGAAUCACUUCAAGCAUCAUUAGUUGCUAUAAUUGUACCAGAUCGUGAUGUUUUAAUUCAGUGGGCCAAACAAAAUAAUUUGGAAAAUUAUUCAUACGAAGAGUUAUGCAAACUUCCACAGGUCAAGAAUCAUAUACUUCAAACUAUAGUUAAAUAUGGUAAAGCGAAUGAUUUGAAAGGAUUUGAAAAUGUAAAAAAUAUAUAUUUGACACCAGAGCAAUUUAGUAUACAAAAUGAUUUGUUAACACCCACUUUUAAACUGAAAAGGCAUCUAGCUAAAAUUAAGUUUCAAGAAGUAAUUGAAAAGUUGUAUUCUGAGAUUUCUUAA
Molecule: messenger RNA, 1902 nt
Organism: Dentiscutata erythropus
Lineage: Eukaryota; Fungi; Glomeromycota; Glomeromycetes; Diversisporales; Gigasporaceae
Source: the annotation of a GenBank genome assembly